AGAGGAGUGUUUGCUCCUUUCUUUUCUCCACUUUGCUCCUACUCUCUCUAAGUCAGGAUGAGUCGCCACUUUAGUUCCAGGUCUGGGUACCGGAGUGGAGGAGGCUUCAGCUCUGGGUCUGCCGGGGUGGUCAGCUUCCAGCGCAGGGCCACUAGCUCCUCUGUGCGCCGUAGUGGAGGAGGUGGCGGGAGAUUUUCAGGCGGAGGAUGUGGCGGUGGGGGUGCUGGUGGCGGCUUCGGAAGUCGAAGUCUUGUUAAUCUUGGUGGCAGUAAAAGUAUCUCCAUCAGUGUGGUAGGAGGAGGUAGACGGAGUGGCUUUGGUGGUGGUUAUGGUGGCAGUGGCUUUGGAGGUGGCAGUUUUGGCUUUGGGGGUGGUUUUGGCAGUGGUGGUUUAGGUGGUGGCUUUGGCAGUGGAGGUGGUUUUGGUGGAGGUGGUUUUGGUGGAGGUGGUUUUGGGGGUGGUUUUGGGCCUGUCUGCCCCCCUGGUGGCAUACAGCAAGUCACCAUCAACCAGAGCCUCCUGCAACCCCUCAAUGUGGAAAUUGACCCUGAGAUCCAAAAAGUAAAGUCUCAAGAAAGGGAGCAAAUCAAGUCACUCAACAACCAAUUUGCCUCCUUCAUUGACAAGGUGAGGUUCCUGGAGCAGCAGAACCAGGUGCUGCAAACAAAAUGGGAGCUGCUGCAGCAGGUGGAUACCUCCACUAGGACCCACAGCUUAGAGCCCUACUUUGAGUCAUAUAUCAAUAAUCUUAGAAAGAGAAUGGACCAACUGACGAGUGACCAAUCUCGGAUGGAUACGGAAUUGAAGAACAUGCAAGACCUGGUGGAAGAUUACCGGAACAAAUAUGAAGAAGAGAUCAACAAACGGACUAAUGCAGAGAAUGAAUUUGUGACCAUCAAAAAGGAUGUGGAUGCUGCUUAUAUGACCAAGGUGGACCUUCAGGCCAAAGUUGACAACUUGCAUCAGGAAAUUGAUUUCCUUACAACGCUCUACCAAGUGGAGCUGUCUCAGAUGCAGACUCAUAUCAGUGACACCAAUGUCGUCCUGUCCAUGGACAACAACCGCUGCCUGGACCUGGACAGCAUCAUUGCCGAAGUCAAAGCCCAGUACGAGGAGAUCGCCCAGAGGAGCAAGGCCGAGGCCGAGGCCCUGUACCACACCAAGUAUGAAGAGCUCCAGGUCACUGUUGGUAAACAUGGGGACAAUUUGAAAAAUUCAAAGAUGGAGAUUUCAGAGCUGAAUCGGAUGAUCCAGAGACUUAGAUCUGAAAUUGACAGUGUCAAGAAACAGAUAUCUGGGCUGCAGCAGUCCAUCAGCGAUGCUGAACAACGUGGUGAGAAUGCCCUCAAAGACGCCCAGGGCAAGCUGAAUGAGCUGGAGGACGCCCUGCAGAAAGCCAAGGAGGACAUGGCCCGCCUGCUGCGUGACUACCAGGAGCUGAUGAACACCAAGCUGGCCUUGGACGUGGAGAUUGCCACCUACAGGACCCUCCUGGAAGGAGAGGAAAGCAGGAUGUCAGGAGAGUGUGCCGCCAACGUGAGUGUGUCUGUGAGCACCAGCCAUUCCAGCAUCAGUGGAGGUGGUGGCCGAGGAGGCGGGGGUUACCGCGGCGGCGGCGGGGGUAGCUACGGCUCCGGAGGUGGCAGCUACGGCUCCGGAGGUGGCGGCGGCAGCUAUGGCUCCGGAGGUGGCAGCUACGGCUCCGGAGGUGGCGGCGGCGGCAGCUAUGGCGGCGCCGGAGGCAGCAGUGGGGGACACAAAGGAGGUUCUGGAGGGGGCGGCGGCAGCUCUGGCGGCAGGGGUGCUGGCGGCGGAGGCAGCCGGGACUCGACUGGAGGCCACGGAUCCAGCUCUGGGGGCACCAAGAGCUCUGGUGGCAGUUCCAGCGUGAAGUUUAUUUCCACCAGCUAUUCCCGAGGGACCAGAUAAAGAGGCACUCUCUAUACUGCUAGCUCUCUCUCUCCGUCACUCCCAGAUAUGCUUGGCAAGACCAAGGUCAAUUGUCCCCGCCUUAUUGAAGAAAAAAGCUAUGAUUAGUUACAUUGGUUGAUCAUACUUCCCCAGCUCUUUCCUUUCUGCUCUGCUUCCCAAAGAAAAUUUUAAGUCAGUGGCAAGCUCAGUCUCUGGCUAUGACCCUGCUUUGUGCUUUGCCUCAGAAACAGUUCAGCCAUCACUACUACACACAUUACAUUUCAAAGCACCUCCUAAGUCCGCUGGAGGAGGGCUGGUUAGACCCACCCCUUCUUUGUCAUGCACGGAGCACACUUGCUCUGGACUCCUUGCUAUCCUAUGUCUUGCAGCAAGCGCUGUGCUGCUUUGGUUUUGUACAUACGGUGUAAGCAAGUUGACUGUCUUUUGAGGAGAGAUCUUAAACUCCCAUUUCCUUGUGUGGCUGCAAUAAACUGCAUUUGAAAUUCUC
Messenger RNA from Rhinolophus ferrumequinum (greater horseshoe bat), 2419 nucleotides. It is a transcript of the gene KRT1, whose product is annotated as keratin 1. The record is from RefSeq and is a predicted model, not a curated record. The transcript has 9 exons. Gene Ontology annotation, biological process: keratinization; intermediate filament organization. Gene Ontology annotation, molecular function: structural constituent of skin epidermis. The coding region runs from base 58 to 1929 and encodes 623 amino acids. NCBI's taxonomy places the organism in Eukaryota, Metazoa, Chordata, Mammalia, Chiroptera, Rhinolophidae. Gene Ontology annotation, cellular component: keratin filament.